CGCCCACUUGCGUUAGUCGCGCACAGUCAUAUAAAGGCGACGCUGGCCUGAGACACCCACGCUCAUUCUCUACGCUCUCUAGUCCUCCUCCCGAAUAUUCACUCUCCUUAGACCGACGUGUUCCUGGCACCAUAUGUCUGCAAGCGAUCCCCAGACGCACCAGCUUGGCCAGAGCUCAGUACCGUUUCCAUCAUCCAGUACCUCGCAGGGCGCACAGAUGCAAGAGUCUGAGUCGUCUUCGUCAAACCAGACAAGCUCGGACAAACUGUCGGCGCUACCGACUCAGUCAUCACCUGCUCUUGGACGUCUGCGCUCGCCAAGCCGUAUUGUCCGUCGCAGCAUGGAUAUGUCUAGCUCACUGUCUUCUAUCGACUCGCCGGGCUCGGCCGGUACUCAAGGCCGGCAUCAGGUUCCACCCUACACGCGUGCCAGCGAAUCGGACGGUUCCAUUGGCGUUGGGACGACGCGGCAGAGGCAAUCUUUGGAGAGCGACCACACGUCUCUGCCAGCUACUCUCCAAGGUAUUAGGCAAGCUAUUGCGGCGAGACGCCCUCAUCGUCGCAGCCAGUCGGCAACCCGCUCCCCAUCUCCCUUGUCAGGAGAGGGCUCUGUCGGUACCAAGCAGACACCGCAGCAGCCCUCUGACCUCCGUAUACACAAUCUGCGCAACCUUUCUCCGAGGCCCGGCAAGGAAACGCAAACACCGACCUCCCGAUCCCCGUCCCAAUCCAGAGCUGCAUCGCCUCUUCGUCGACUCGGAUGGGCACUACAUCGGCACCACACUCGCGAGGAACCCUUCAUUCCUGUGGAUCCAUUCCGUUUGAGCGCGUUCAACAGAGGUAGCAGAUGCGCCAGUGCACGGAAGGAUGACGAAGACAGCAAUCCUAACGAUCGACUCUUCGGGUGUCUUCCCUUACCAGCGAGUGCAAAGGCCGGAGAGAAGUCGGCCGAGUCGGACAGCGGCUGGUUCACGCUCGCCAGCGAUACACAAAUCUUCCUUUGCGACAGCCUUCCCCGUCAGGCAUACCUCAUCUUGCUACUAGGGCUGCCCGCGUUGUACUGGUCGCGCGUCGCUCGAGUGUUUGAAGAUGCGGAGGUCAGCAAGCCCGACGUUCGACGCAUGAUCGACGCGUCGAUCUCGAACGCGUUUCACAUCCCUACUUUGUAUCAAUCUGCGUCGCGGGGCCGCUCCGCGCCUCAUGCGCACACGGUGCUCCUGCCCUUCCCCGAAGACUGGAACCCAGAAACGGUCUCACCAGCACUGGUGCGCUUCAAACACUCAUGGGAGCAGUUCGUGGACUCCCUCCUCCGCGAGUGGAAGACGCUCAAUUUGGUGUCUGCGCUUCUGUGCACGUGCGUAUUGAUCAUCUCCGCACCCCCUCGCAAGAGGGCGAUCUUGACGAUGUUUCAAGUGAACGACGCGGACGACGACCCACUGACACGCUCAGCCGCGCUGUUUGGCCUGAUCUUCGCGCUCAUGAGUCUCAUCUAUGGAUGUGUCUUCAUCGUACAAUUUGGAACCAUGCGUACUAUGGACAGAGCAUCCCGCUGGGCGGAGGAAGCGCAGAGAUCCAAGACCUCCAUCCUGUGGAACAUCUGGGUCUUGCUCGCGACGCCUGCUAUCUGGCUAGCAUGGUCCAUGAUUGCUUUCUGCGUGUCCAUCCUCUCCUUCGUCUGGCGAACCGGCGCGGCGUCAGACCAGACUCCCCCCGCUCCCUUGACCCGCACACAGGCCAUCGGCGUACGCACGGCUAUCACAGCGGUGUUCGCCCUCGGACUUCUUUGUUUCGCAAUGAUUAUCCGCACGUUCCGCUCCUAUCAUGAUGCCCGUGGGCACCGGCGGAGACUCGAGGACCCCCUCUUGGGCGAGCGCGGGAGGGCUCCGGAAAGGGAGAGGCGGGAUGCGAUGGAGGAGCCGAGGGAGCGGGAGAAGGCCCUGUCUCCAUCCUCUGUGGGCCUUGGCCUCGGGCUCACAGGGCUUUCAGACCACGCGCUGAGCUCACCGAGGAUGGGGCUGGCCAGUGUGGCUCUGAGAGAGGUCGACUCAGAGAAAGGCGACUUUCAGACUGCCGAGGGCGGAAGGGGCCGCGGAACGCUGUCUCCCAAGCUCUGAAUCAUGUCAUCGGGCACACCCAGCACUGGCUUGUAUUCUGCACUGUAGCAUGCACUCGAAGUAGCAUAAAUUUCUCGUACUCUGUC
Messenger RNA from Fomitopsis serialis, 2199 nucleotides. RefSeq lists its product as uncharacterized. Bases 134 to 2113 code for a protein of 659 amino acids. The record is from RefSeq and is a predicted model, not a curated record. Lineage: Eukaryota; Fungi; Basidiomycota; Agaricomycetes; Polyporales; Fomitopsidaceae. The transcript is spliced from 6 exons.